AUGGGAAGCGCUAGUUUCAGCUGCCACCUUCCCGAUGGAAGUAGAUCUUCCAUACUCCUCACCGAUGUGCUGUUGGUCCCAACCUUGGGAAAUGUGGGAUUGGUCUCUGAAACCGUGCUCGACAAAAAGGGAUUUAGAACGGAGUCAGGAGGAGGAAGAAAGUUGGUUACAAAAGAAAAGAAAGGAAUAAUUUGGGCAAAAUUGGAGAAGGGGCUUUGGAAUGUACAAGUAGUUAGCAAUACAGUUCGUUUGACCACUUACGAUGAAUGGCAUCAAGCGUUAGGCCAUCCUGCGACACUAGAAAACUUGUAUCACGACAUUCAAAGGCUGCCUCCCAAACCAGAAAGUUUCCACUGCAGUCAAUGUGCACUAUCAAAAAGCGUACACAAGAAACCUGCACCAAUUAGUACUAGAUCCAAACGACCAUUCGAACUAAUCCACUCAGACCUAUCUGGAAAGUUCAGUAUACAGUCACAAGGAAAAGCUCAGUACUAUAUGUCCUUCAUCGAUGAUUUCACCCGCUUCGCAUGGAUAUACCUCCUGAAACAGAAAGAAGACGCAAAGAAGGCCAUCAAGGACUACGUUACAAGGAUCGAGAAACAAUACAGUACAACAAUACUGAGAUUCAGAACGGAUGGUGGCGGUGAAUACAUCAACAAGGACAUAACGAACUACUUCGACUCACAAGGAAUAGUUCAUGAACAGACUCCCCCAUACACUCCUGAAUCUAAUGGAGUUGCAGAACGAUUCAACAGGACGGUAACCACAAUGGUCAGGUGCAUGAUCAUGGACCAUCCUAAGUCGUUAUGGGGAGAAGCAUACGCAACAGCUGUCUACCUCAAAAACAGGCUACCUCACAGUACGCUUAAAGGAAAGACCCCCUUUGAAGCCCUGAAAGGAACCAAGCCAAGUAUACAACACCUUCAGCCAUUCGGUAAAAAAUGCUAUGUCCACAUCCCAGAAAACUCUAGGCCAGCAGGAAGCAAACUAGCACCCCGAGCGUAUGAAGGAAUCAUAGUUGGAUACUCAGACAGUGAUAAAAUAUACCGUAUCUGGAUAGGAACACAACAUAGGGUAAUUGAAAGUCGGGACGUCACAUUCCCCCCUCCUGAAUCAGGGGAAGUCUCAGUGGAACUCGACUUCAUCCCCAGCCUGAAACCAGAAACGGCAAACGCACCAUCAGACGACGGAUACGAAUCAGAAGACAGGUCUGAUCCAGAACCCGAGUCAAAUGCAAUCGAAGAGAACCGUACAGAAAUGCCAGGAUUGUUCCCGGAAUCACCGGAACUGGUUAGAAAACCACCACCGGCUACACCAGACAAGGGAAAACAACCUGCCGUACCUAUGGGACAACCGCGAGACCCAAGAGACAACUGGGAGAAAAUUCCAGCACCAGUUGUACCAUUCAAAGGCUUCAAAGGAAAACCACUUGUGUCAACGACACCCAAAGGUACACCACCACAACCUCCAAAACGAUCAGAUCGAAUACGCCAGCGAAAAAAUAGAGAAAUUGAAAUGGAAGUACGAAGGAAAGAGUAUGACGAGAAGGUAUUAGAACAACAGAAGUUACUUACAAGUUAUAUCGAAGAUGUGAAAGAAAAUGGCCCAGGAGACGAAGCCACUGAACAAGAAUUAAUCGAUCAAUACAAAGAAGACUUCAGACGUUAUAGGGCUGAGUUAGACACGGAAUAUGGAGACAUAUCCAAACUCCCCCCGAACUACCAAAUACACCUCGUAACAGAACCUUCCACCUUCAAUCAAGCUAUGCAGAGCGACGAUCAACACCUAUGGAAAAAGGCGAUACAGACUGAGAAAGACGCCCUUGACAAAGCCCACACCUGGGAUAUUGUCAACAGACCAUCCAACCGAGCAGUAGUCAAAGGAAAAUGGGUAUUCAAAGUGAAACACAACGCGGACGGAACAAUCGAGCGGUACAAAGCAAGGUACGUUGCUAAAGGCUUCACCCAAGUACAGUACCAAGACUACGAUGAGACCUUCGCCCCCGUUGCACGAUAUGAUUCUCUACGACUCCUACUGGCACUAGCUGCACACAACGGUUGGAUACCACAACAAAUGGACGUCAAGUCAGCCUUCCUGUAUGGUGUACUCAAGGAGGAAAUCUACAUGGAACUGCCUGAAGGCUACAGGCAGGACAACAAGGUUUGUAAACUUCGAAAAUGCAUAUACGGACUAAAGCAAUCACCCCGUGAAUGGUAUGCUUGCCUAGCAGACUCCCUUCAACGGAAAGGAUUCGUCCCAGCCAAAUUCGACCCAUGUGUCUUCAUACAUAAGAACCACCAUCUAUACAUAUCGGUGUAUGUAGAUGACAUCAUGAUAUUCGGACCCGACUCCCCAUUCAGAAAAGAAAUCAGACAACUACUCAAGGCAGAUUUCGAAUGUACGGAUCUCGGUAAUUCGAAGUUCAUAUUGGGAAUAGAAAUAACGGUAACCAACAACGGUAUCACACUAUCACAACGCGCAUACAUCAACAAGAUCCUGGAUAAAUUUGGAAUGAGUAACUGCAAACCAGUUGGCACACCACUCGAACCGAACCUCAACCUUCACAAAGGCGAACCGGAAGACCAAAUCGAGAAACCAACUGAGUACCAAUCCAUAAUAGGAUCACUGAUGUACGCGAGUAUAGCUACCAGACCUGAUAUCACCCAUGCCGUUACCGCUCUCUCCCAGUACUCCUCAUGUCCAACCGAGGACCACCUACGAGCAGCCAAGCGAACUCUCCGUUACCUCAACGGAACCAAAGACUGGAACCUGUUCUACCCGAAGGGGAAUACUAGAACACUCGACGGAUUCUCAGACAGUUCCUACGCUUCAGACCUAGAUGACAGAAAAUCGUUCUCAGGAUACGUGUUCAGACUAGGGAAGUCAGCCAUCAGCUGGAGAAGCCGGAAGCAGAAAUCAGUCGCAGUCUCAACAACAGAAGCCGAAUACAUGGCCCUGUCCCUCGCAGCUCGACAACUGGUAUGGAUUCGUAAUGCCUUGCUCGAACUCCAACAACAAUACCAGUACUUCAUACACGCCGACAACACAGGUUCUAUUGAACUCUGUCGGAACCCACGCAUCCACGAUCGGUCCAAGCACAUCGACGUUCACUACCACUAUACACGUGAACAACUCGAAGUCGGAACCUUCGAAAUCCUCUACGUCCCUACCGAAGACAAUGUCGCGGACAUAAUGACCAAAGGACUACCAAAACCAGCUCACCAAAAAUUGUCAGAAUUGAUACGAUGUGGCAAGUGA
This is a messenger RNA of Morchella sextelata, 3258 nucleotides long. RefSeq lists its product as uncharacterized. NCBI's taxonomy places the organism in Eukaryota, Fungi, Ascomycota, Pezizomycetes, Pezizales, Morchellaceae. Bases 1 to 3258 code for a protein of 1085 amino acids. Gene Ontology annotation, molecular function: nucleic acid binding. The record is from RefSeq and is a predicted model, not a curated record. The transcript has a single exon. Gene Ontology annotation, biological process: DNA integration.